Durio zibethinus is the source of this 1309-nucleotide messenger RNA. Lineage: Eukaryota; Viridiplantae; Streptophyta; Magnoliopsida; Malvales; Malvaceae. The record is from RefSeq and is a predicted model, not a curated record.
UAUGGCAAAUUGGCAAUGUAGAUCACUGUUUACUCCGAGUGUGGUGAACCCUUCUUUCUCUGUGUCAGGUGCUGUUCUUUGUAGGGCUUAAAUGCCCCAUUCCUCAUGGAUUAUGGUCCUUGAAACUUGAUUGGGUUUCUUUGUGAUUAGAUGUAAAUCCCAAACCAGAGACAUACACCCAAAUUGGAUUCACAAAGCCGAAGCUUGUUAAGAGUCAUUCAAUAAUGGAUCCAAUGCGACAAGAAUUUAUAUUUCGAAGAAUAAGGGUUUGCUUGAAUAUAAUCAAAAGUACACGGGUUUAUUUAAGAAAAAUAUGAAAAUAUAGACUUUUUUUCUCUAGUAUUUUAGCAAGAAAGAAAACCAAAAUAGCGGUAGCUUUCGUGUUUGUCACUGUUUGUAAGUCAUUUGUAAGAGAAAGAAAUCAAGAGAGUUUGGUUUGGUUUGAAGGUUGAGGAGGAUCCUUCCCUUUGCCUUUAGCCUUUGGCUUUUACAUCCCUGUUCUCUCUUCCCUUUUCUUCUUCGUCAACGCCUCCAACAAGCUCCAACUAUCAAUUUUUUUUUAUUACUGCAUAAUUUUUCUUCAUCUGUUUUUAUUUGGAACAUAAAUCUGAUCACAGAGGAUCUCAUGGCCACCACUGGAAACAAGAACAUCAAUGCUAAAUUAGUUCUACUUGGGGAUGUUGGAGCUGGAAAGUCUAGUCUUGUGUUACGCUUUGUUAAAGGGCAAUUUGUUGAAUUUCAGGAAUCAACCAUAGGUGCAGCUUUUUUCUCCCAGACAUUGGCUGUGAAUGAUGCGACUGUAAAGUUUGAAAUUUGGGAUACAGCUGGUCAAGAGAGGUACCAUAGCUUGGCACCAAUGUACUACAGAGGAGCUGCAGCUGCGAUCAUUGUGUAUGAUAUAACAAAUCAAGCAUCAUUUGAGAGAGCCAAAAAAUGGGUCCAAGAACUUCAAGCACAAGGCAAUCCUAAUAUGGUAAUGGCACUUGCUGGGAACAAAGCUGAUGUUCUAGAUGCAAGGAAGGUUGCAGCAGAGGAAGCACAAACUUAUGCUCAGGAGAAUGGUCUUUUCUUCAUGGAAACUUCUGCAAAGACUGCAUCCAAUGUCAAUGACAUUUUCUAUGAAAUAGCUAAAAGAUUACCUCGAGUGCAGCCAGCACAAAAUUCUGCUGGAAUGGUUCUCGUGGAUAGACCUGCAGAGCGGACAGCUAAUGCAUCUUGUUGCUCUUAGGCGUCAAUUGUUGUUUCCCUGUCUGUAUCUUCUAAGUAGCUCUUGUAAUGCACUCUGCAAUCGAAAUUUUAUCUUUCCUUA